Messenger RNA from Labeo rohita (rohu), 2643 nucleotides. RefSeq names its product branched chain amino-acid transaminase 2, mitochondrial (gene bcat2). The record is from RefSeq and is a predicted model, not a curated record. Gene Ontology annotation, biological process: L-valine biosynthetic process; L-leucine biosynthetic process. NCBI's taxonomy places the organism in Eukaryota, Metazoa, Chordata, Actinopteri, Cypriniformes, Cyprinidae. Gene Ontology annotation, cellular component: mitochondrion. Gene Ontology annotation, molecular function: branched-chain-amino-acid:2-oxoglutarate transaminase activity.
UUUGUUUGUAACAGUAAUGACUUUUAAAAUUCAUAUAGAGAUGAUUAUGAUAUAAUCUGCUCAUACCUAUUUAUUAAAGCUUACCAUAUGAGUGUUCAGAAAUUUACAAAUUAUUUAGCAACCCUGAAAUUUCCAGCAUCUGACUUUUUGAGGCUAUAUCGAGGGAUCCAAUCCGGAACUCAGAGUUCAGCCGGUCACGGGCUGUUGCUCCCACACGGACUAGUUUUCCAUUCAUCUCAGCACAGCAGCAAUGGCAGCGAUUAGGACGGCACUGAAUGGACGCUUUCUUCAGCCUCUCUCCCUGUCAUGUGGGUCACUGCGGUUCGUCAGUUCCUCCUUCAAGGCCGCAGAUCUUACCAUAGAGAAGAACCCUGUACUGAAGCCAAAGCCAGACCCCUCAACCCUUGUGUUCGGCAAGCAGUUUUCAGACCACAUGCUGACUGUCAGCUGGUCUGCAGCAGGAGGAUGGGAGGUGCCUCAGAUCAAGCCCUUCCAGAAUCUUUCGCUUCACCCUGCUUCCUCAGCCCUGCAUUAUUCCGUAGAGCUGUUUGAGGGCAUGAAGGCUUUCCGGGGAGAAGAUAACCGUAUUCGUCUCUUCAGGCCUAUGCUGAAUAUGGAGCGCAUGUACCGGAGCUCCGAGCGAAGCUGCCUGCCUUUGUUUGAUAAGGGCGAACUGUUAAAGUGUAUCAAUAAGCUGAUUGAGAUCGACCAAGAAUGGGUUCCUUACUCCACAAAUGCCAGCCUGUACAUCAGACCAACGUUUAUAGGAACUGAACCUUCUUUAGGUGUGUCUCGAGCAGGACAUGCUUUGCUCUUCGUCAUCAUUGGGCCUGUUGGACCUUAUUUUGCAACUGGAAGCUUUAAUCCGGUGUCACUGCUGGCAGAUCCUCGAUAUGUCCGGGCCUGGAGGGGCGGCGUUGGAGAAUACAAGAUGGGAGGCAACUACGGGCCAACAAUUGCUGUUCAGAACGAGGCAGCCAAGCAAGGCUGUCAGCAGGUCCUCUGGCUGUAUGGAGAGAGUGAGGAGAUCACUGAGGUCGGAACCAUGAAUCUCUUCAUUUACUGGACCACAGAGAAAGGAGAGAAAGAGCUGGUCACCCCUCCGCUUGAUGGCGUCAUUCUUCCUGGAGUCACCAGACAGUCACUGCUGGACCUCGCCAGAGAAUGGGGGGACUUUAAAGUGACAGAGCGCAGAGUUUUCAUGAAGGAACUGAUGGGCGCUUUGGAAGACGGACGGGUUUUGGAGGUGUUCGGUUCGGGCACUGCAUGUGUGGUGUGUCCAGUUGGCAGUCUGCUCUACAGAGGACAGACUUACCAAAUUCCCACAAUGAAGAACGGUCCAGACCUUGCUAAGAGAUUCUAUAAGGAGCUCACUGACAUCCAGUACGGACGCACUCAGAGAGACUGGGCGCCGGUGAUUGCCUAACCGAUCUGACGCAGGUUUCAUGUCUAAAACCUUUCAUCUCAAGUGUUUAUGUGUGGACUAAAAAGACAAGGGUGUUAUUCUACAGUAACAACCUUUCUAACUAUAUGCAGUCUUUCUGAAUGACCUUACAUGCUUGCUUGGAUAUUCAUAUGGCACAAUUUGUAGCACUAGAGAUCAUCCUUAAACCUGAGCACAAGCGUCGUAAGCCAUGUUUAUGCAACUAAAGGCAACAAGCAAAUAGUUCUUCUUACAAUAGUUACUGAUCUAAUCUGUAAACUUUUUUUUUUUUUUUUUCCUUUCUUUUUGUUACCAACCGGUCAGGCUUUUGCUGUUUCCCUUUUGUCUCCUAAAAUGUUUUAUUUCUUACAACUUUAAAUUUUUAUAUUGCGGGAAUCAUGCUAAAAAAAAAUCAGGUGGUUGAGAAAGAUCAGAAUUCAGCACGUGAUCAUUUUAAUGUAAAUCUUAAUUCACUCCGCUGCUUGUUUGUUUGUGUUCUUUCUCACUAGCAGGAAGACAGACAUAGGUUCAUUUUGUCAACUUAAAGUUUUGUUUCUUUUAAAAGACACUAAAUGGGUCUUUUCAAGUCCAAACUUGUAAAGAAAGUAUAAAUGGUUGUAUAUGCCUGUCUAGAGAAGGACAAAGACAAUGUGUUAUCACCAGACUUGGAUGAUUUAAAACCAUGAGCUGAACUUCUGCACGCACAAAGGGCUUCAGGACUGCCCACACCUAGCAGCUCUAGAGACCACUAGAAAAGUCUUGAUGUGAUAAUCGUAGGUGAUCAUUACUAGGCUCUGUGUUAUCUAUAUGAUAUCUGGAACAACAAUGUGACGUGUAUGUACGUGUGUUUGUGAAAUAUGUAAAGUUCACUGAACAUGUAGAAUGUACCAGUUUUAACUUAUUCCUGGUGUUGUUUUUAAUGGCUGGAAUACCUAUCAGCUCAUUGUGAAGCCCCCUUUGUUUUAUUUUUAUUUUUUCUUCUUUUUAAACUUGUAUUUUAAUCCAUGCACUCCACAUCUCUUCUGUCUAAGUGCCUGAUGGAGUUGGUUGUUACUUUCACCUUUAGUUCACCAUCCUUCACAUUAUUCAUUAAUGUGCUGAGGGGGCCGCUGCUGCACUCAUGAUUGGUUUGUUUAGUUUAAAGAGUUCAGAUAGACGUAGAUAUCUUUACUUUUUCCGUUACUGUAUUUUUACAAAUAAAUUCGAUUUGCUUUCAAAUA